AUCUCCGCGUAGAGAGGCGGGACAUUAAAAAGCAGACGCACUCGCACACACAAACAGAGUGAAAUCAAUUUAGUUCAUUGUAUUGCUGUUGAUUUACUCCAAACGCUGGUUUGAAAUGUCAGCCCUUCAGUCUGCCUCAUCGAAAAGUUUUACCUCAACUCCACUCAAAACCAAAUCCAAUGUCCCGAGGAGCAUGCCGAGAAGCAGGAGCGUGGAAUCGACUGGCGACUCGACCUACUCCGUUCUGUCACCCAUCUACCACGAUAGCUUUGAAUUAUCAGAUGACGAUAAGGAAGAAGCACUGAAGCAGUGUCAGCCACAUGAUGACCCCUCUCUCACAGCAGAUGAAGGUGAACCCAUCAGUCCUCGCAGGGAUGAGUCCCUUCAUGCAGAAGAUACUUCUAGAGAAAUGCUGAAUCUAAGUGCAUGGGAGCAGUGGCUUGUAAGUAAAGCCAAAGAAGAGCGAAUCAAAAUGCAUCAGAAGUCCCUGCAGCAACAAGCUCUGAAAGAAAAGAAAGAACAAGAAGAAAUGGAGCAACAAAGAAAAAAAGCAGUCAGAGAGUGUAAAAUUCAAGAGUGGCUUCAAAUGAAGAGAGAACAGGAGAAACAGGAAAAGCUUUGCCGGGAGUCCCAGAAAACAAAUAAAAUGCUCCAUGAAGAACAGAAACGGUUGGAGAUAGAAAAAAAAGCCCAAGAAAAAUAUAAAUCGUGGCUCCAUAAGAAAAAGCACGAGGAGAAGGAAAAGAAAUUGAAAGAGCAAGAAGAAAUAGCUAGACGAGAACAGGAGGAGAGAGAACGGAAAGAGAGAGCAGAUGAGAAGUUUCAAGAGUGGCUUAAAAGCAUAAAGGACAAAGAAAGACGUACAAGCCAGUCAUCAGCAUGUUCAGCUGGUGGCUAUGACAAUCUAAACUAUCCAGCUCCCAGUUUUGUGAAUCCUAUUCCAUGGAAGCCCAUUCACAUUCCCCAGCACGACAGAACACCAAGGAACAACUUGGCAGACAGGAAACGGCCAGGUCCCCCGAAAUAUCGCUCAACUCCAUGUCUCGCUUACAAACAAGACACGAUCAGCUUUGCUGACAAAAGACUGUGAUACUCUCAGGUUAAUAUCACACAUGGAACUUUUACUGUGCAAAACUGUACAAAUGUACAUGUAUGGGAGGAUGAUUUUAGAAAUGCUUGUGGUCCUGAUCUUGCAAGGUUUUACUGUUCAAUGGUUUAUAAUGCUUACAGGCUAGUUUUUCACAUCACUGACACUACACAGGAACGUGAGUAAUUUUAUAACUCUGUAAUUUUGGAAAAAAUUUGUUGAAUUAUCAUUGUUAUUUGUUUUUGUUUUUUUACUGCAUAGGCAGGGAUAGGAAAAUCCAAGUUGUCAAUAUGUCAGCACACUCUGUAUGUUUAUUUUCAUGUAAGUGUUUCCAAGGAACCAAAACAAGACUUGCUGGGAAUGUGACUUGCUGGGAUUAGUAAUUAAUGAGUCUUUAUUCUUGUUUAUAUGUACAGGCUCACUCCUACACUUCUUUCACAAAGACUCCUCUGUCUCAACAGACAGCCUGUGUAAAAGGCUCUAAGCAGCAUGUAUUCAGUGGAGUACAGAAUUCAGAAUAAAUAGUUAUCAUCAGCA
This is a messenger RNA of Ictalurus punctatus (channel catfish), 1624 nucleotides long. It is a transcript of the gene ccdc34, whose product is annotated as coiled-coil domain containing 34. The record is from RefSeq and is a predicted model, not a curated record. Lineage: Eukaryota; Metazoa; Chordata; Actinopteri; Siluriformes; Ictaluridae.